This is a messenger RNA of Sinocyclocheilus grahami, 1826 nucleotides long. Its product is annotated as ATP-binding cassette sub-family G member 4-like. The record is from RefSeq and is a predicted model, not a curated record. The coding region runs from base 45 to 1826 and encodes 593 amino acids. The transcript has 20 exons. Gene Ontology annotation, molecular function: ATP binding; ABC-type transporter activity; hydroxymethylbilane synthase activity. Lineage: Eukaryota; Metazoa; Chordata; Actinopteri; Cypriniformes; Cyprinidae. Gene Ontology annotation, cellular component: cytoplasm. Gene Ontology annotation, biological process: heme biosynthetic process.
AUUACAUUUGUCCCACUUCAAUAUUUUCUCCUUUACAAUCAUGAAUGAGAAAUGACUUUAAUUUCAACGAGAUCAGCACUAAAUUACUUGGAUCAUCUUACAAAAUGUCAGAAAAGACAAACCUACAGGAUGCUGAUGGCAAAGUCAGCAGGGUGAUCCGUGUUGGCACCAGAAAAAGCCAGUUGGCUCGGAUUCAGACAGACAUUGUUGUAGAGAAACUCAAGGAGUUACACCCUGAUGUUCAUUUUGAAAUAGGUAAGAGAUCAUUGUCGAAUAUGCAAAACACAACAGGAGGUACAAUUCUUGACACCGCUUUAUCCAAAAUUGGUGAAAAGAGUCUCUUCACAAAAGAACUGGAAAAUGCUUUGGAAAAAAAUAGGGUGGACCUGUUCGUGCACUCUUUGAAAGACUUGCCAACUGUUCUUCCUGAAGGCUUCACUAUCGGAUCUGUGCUGAAGCGUGAAAACCCCCACGAUGCUGUUGUCUUGCACCCCAAACAUAAAGGCAAAUUUCUAGAAUCUCUAGCCAACAAGAGUGUUGUAGGUACCAGUUCUCUUCGCCGGGCCACACAACUAAAGAAAAUAUUUCCCCAUCUGGAGUUUAAAGACAUUAGAGGUAAUCUCAACACUCGUCUAAAGAAGCUGGAUGAAAAGGAUGGCUUUUCAGCCAUAAUUUUAGCAGCAGCAGGUCUUCGGAGAAUGGACUGGGAGAAUCGCAUCAGCCAGAUCCUUGGGCCUGAUGACUGCAUGCAUGCAGUUGGACAGGGCGCUCAGGCAGUCGAAGUGAGAGCUCGAGACCAGGACAUCCUGGAAAUGGUGUCAGUAUUAAAUGACUCCGACACUGUAUUGAAAUGCAUCGCGGAGAGAGCCUUUCUCAAACACCUGAAUUACUAUAUCAGUGAGAAUUACUGUAUCAAUGAGAUCUUUCGUUCUUAUGUGGUGGGUGAAAGACAUCUUGGUGGACUCAUAGAAAGGGAAACAGGAAUGACUGGAGAGAUCCUGGUAAAUGGAAAGCUCCGAGACCUCCGAACCUUUCGUAAAAUGUCCUGUUACAUUAUGCAAGAGGACAAAUUGCUGCCCCACUUGACUGUUCAAGAAGCAAUGAUGGUAUCAGCCAACCUGAAGCUCAAUAAAGACAAAGAGGUGAAAAAAGAGCUGAUAAAAGAAAUUCUGACAGCCCUGGGACUGCAUGAGUGUGUCCACACUCGUACUGUGUCUCUCUCUGGGGGGCAGAGUAGGAGGUUGGCUAUUGCCCUUGAACUAGUAAACAACCCCCCAGUCAUGUUUUUUGAUGAGCCCACCAGUGGUUUGGAUAGUGCAUCCUGUUUCCAGGUAGUGUCAUUGAUGAAGUCUCUGGCACAAGGAGGGCGAGCUAUCAUUUGCACUAUUCACCAGCCCAGUGCCAAACUAUUUGAGAUGUUUGAUAAGCUGUAUAUUUUAAGCCAAGGCCAGUGCAUAUACAAGGGAAGUGUCCCAUACCUCAUCCCUUAUUUGAGAGGACUGGGUCUUCACUGUCCCACAUACCACAAUCCUGCAGAUUUCAUCAUUGAAGUAGCGUCAGGAGAGUACGGGGACUUGAACCCAGUGUUGUUUGAGGCUGUUCAGGGUGGCAUGUGUGCUUUGGAGCAAAAGUGCAACUGUAUCGACAAAACCACAGUAACCCCAUGCACUGCAAAAUGUGUCAAAGAUUCAGGGCAUGUUGAGAGCCAUACUUUUGCAACAAGCUCUCUGACUCAGUUCUGCAUUCUCUUCAAGAGAACAUUUAUUACAGUAUGCAGAGACCAGUUUUGUGACACAAUACUGCAUUACGAAGACAAAUCAGAGUAA